This is a messenger RNA of Zophobas morio, 2313 nucleotides long. RefSeq names its product dynamin-1-like protein. Gene Ontology annotation, cellular component: membrane; cytoplasm; microtubule. Bases 90 to 2303 code for a protein of 737 amino acids. NCBI's taxonomy places the organism in Eukaryota, Metazoa, Arthropoda, Insecta, Coleoptera, Tenebrionidae. The record is from RefSeq and is a predicted model, not a curated record. Gene Ontology annotation, molecular function: GTPase activity; GTP binding; microtubule binding. The transcript is spliced from 23 exons.
AGCAAAGACCUGCCGAUGUUAGUUAUGCUGUUGUGUAUAAGUAACGACUAUUCUGGUACUACAGCUAAUUUUAGGCAAUAAAUGUAAACAUGGACGAGUUAAUUCCCACCAUUAAUAAGUUGCAAGACGUUUUCAAUGUUUUGCGUGAGGAUCCUAUAGGUCUUCCACAAAUUGCCGUCAUUGGAUCCCAAAGUAGUGGAAAAAGCAGCGUACUUGAAAGUUUUGUAGGUAGAGAUUUUUUGCCUCGCGGCACAGGGAUUGUUACCCGCCGGCCUCUUGUUUUGCAGCUAGUCAAUCUACCAAAAGUUUCUUCAGAUAUUUGUAAGUCUGGAAUUGAAUGGGGGGAAUUUCUACAUCUUCCUGCGGAAAAGUUUUAUGAUUUUCUAAAAAUUCGGGAAGAAAUAGAAAAAGAAACAGAAAGAUUAACAGGGAAAAAUAAAGGGAUCAGUUCUAAACCGAUUCAUUUAAAAAUAUGUAGCGAGAAUGUAUUAAAUUUAACUCUAGUCGACUUGCCUGGAAUCACCAAAAUUCCCGUCGGGGAUCAACCCGAAAAUAUUGAACAACAAGUUGUUGAACUUGUCUUAUCUUAUAUAAAAAAAGAAAAUGUUAUUAUUUUGGCAGUCACCGCAGCGAAUACCGAUAUCGCUAAUUCGGACGCUCUUAAAUUAGCAAAAAAAGUGGACCCAGACGGAAGUCGAACAAUCGGCGUUUGCACUAAAUUAGAUUUAAUGGAUGCUGGAACGGAUGCGCUGGACAUUUUGACUGGCCGAGUUGUUACAGUGAAGCUCGGGUUUAUCGGCGUAGUUAAUCGCUCUCAGAAGGAUAUAAAUGAUCGUGUUUCUAUGAAAGAAGCUAAAGAAAAAGAAAAGCAAUAUUUUUACUCCCAUCCUAUAUAUUCUGCUAUAGCAGAUUGUUCGGGAACAGUUUUCUUGGCCAAAACUCUCAACAAAAUUCUUCUUCAACAUAUUAAAAAAUGUUUACCAGAAAUCAAAAAAAGUUUACACAUGCAAAUCCAAGUAACACAAAAUAAACUAAAUUUAUACGGCGAUCCAUUGCUUGAGCGCGUCGAUAAAGGCGGUCUUCUUCUUCAACUUUUGUCAAAAUUUGCUUUUGAUUAUUGUUCUCUGAUUGACGGCACCUCCAAGGAUCUAUCCACUUCUGAAUUAAACGGAGGAGCGAGAAUCUCGUUUAUUUUUCAUGAAAUGUUUGGUCAAGCGCUGGAAAAUCUCGAUGCUUUGGAGGAACUUUCUUUUAACGAAAUCAGUACAGCCCUUAGGAACGCCACGGGCGCUAGAAAAGCCUUGUUUGUUCCGGAAAUCUGCUUCGAAUUAUUAGUAAAACGGCAAAUUCAGCGCCUAUUGGCACCCUCUCUGCGCUGCUGCGAAUUGGUUUAUGAAGAGCUGCAGGCUAUAUGCGAACAAUGCAUGACUGAAGAAAUAAAACGAUUUGAGUACUUAUCCCAACAAUUAAGCGAGUCCGUUUGUUCGCUGCUUCGGGUUCGAUUAGAGCCCACCAGUAAACUUAUAGAGAAUCUGAUGGGAAUGGAACUUGCAUACAUUAACACCAACCAUCCGAAUUUUGUUUUUGUGGUUUCUCAGUUGUUUAGUAAAUUUCAAUCUAACGAAUCGCAAUCUCCAGUAAAUGAAUCUUUUUCUUCCAAUAAAUCAAAAUCGCAAAACUUAGACAACACUUCUAAAGAAAAAGAAAAAAACCGAUUAAUCCCUUCCACUUUCUCCUAUGAACAACCUUUGCUAUUGGAUCCUCUUCCAUCCGAUAAUACCAAUAAGCAACAAAUUUGCGGACUUCGAAAUGACACUAAUAAAACUACGCAAACUUUAUCUGAGAGGGAAAGCUUAUCAAAGGAUUCUUCUUUAAAUCCACCAGUGAGGACACCAAAGACUAAAGGCACCAAAGUCGACAGAAGGGGCUGGUUUAAUUCUUUUUUUGGGAAAAACCAAAGCUGUGAAGAGUUUCACGCAUCUAAAGAUAAUGGCAACUAUAAAGCGUCUCUUAACAUAACCAAUCGGCAACAGGUGGAAACGGAAAUAAUAAAAACUCUUAUCUACUCGUAUUUUGAUAUUGUUCGGAAGAAUAUACAAGACAGCGUGCCUAAAGCCAUAAUGUUCCUCCUCGUUAAUAAUAUUAAAGAAAACAUUCAGUCUCAUUUGAUAUCGACUCUCUAUCAUCCUUCCAAAUUUGACUCACUCAUGCGGGAAAACUCCGCAAUUGCUGAAAAGAGAAGAGAAUUGAAUUUUUUAUUAGAAGCCUUACAACGAGCUUCUAGAAUUAUUAAUAAAGUUUAACGUAUUAUUA